GGCUCGGGCAGUUGGCUCGGCGGCAGCGGAGCGGCCGGAGCAGCGGCGCGCGGGGAGCGGCGACGGCAGCAGAGCCAGAGCAACAUGGCGCCGGUGGGCGGGGGUGGGCGCCCGGGCGGCGGGCCGGCCCGAGGGCGCCUCCUCCUGGCGGCACCGGUGCUGCUGGUGCUGCUGUGGGCUCGGGGGGCCCGGGGCCAGAGCAGCCCCCAGCAGGGAGCGAUCGUGGGCAUGAGGCUGGCGAGCUGUAACAAGUCGUGUGGGACGAACCCGGAUGGCAUCAUCUUCGUGUCCGAGGGCAGCACCGUGAACCUGAGGCUGUACGGCUACAGCCUGGGCAACAUCUCCAGCAGCCUGAUCUCUUUCACCGAGGUGGACGACGCCGAGACCGGCCCCAAGUCCACCAACUGUCUCGAGCUCACCAAGGACCUGGUCGUCCAGCAGCUGGUCAACGUGAGCCGCGGGAACACGUCCGGCGUUCUGGUGGUGCUCACCAAGUUCCUCCGGAGGAGCGAGAACAUGAAGCUCUACGCACUGUGCACCCGGGCCCAGCCCGACGGCCCCUGGCUGAAGUGGACCGACAAGGACUCACUGCUUUUCAUGGUAGAGGAGCCUGGGAGGUUCCUACCUCUCUGGCUGCACAUCCUUCUCAUUACGGUGCUACUGGUGCUGUCCGGCAUAUUUUCUGGCCUCAACCUGGGGCUUAUGGCCCUGGACCCCAUGGAGCUGCGCAUCGUGCAGAACUGUGGCACCGAGAAGGAGAGACGCUAUGCCCGCAAGAUUGAGCCCAUCCGGCGCAAGGGCAACUACCUGCUCUGCUCGCUGCUCCUGGGGAACGUGCUGGUCAACACCUCCCUCACCAUCCUUCUAGACAACCUCAUCGGGUCCGGCCUCAUGGCGGUGGCCUCCUCCACCAUUGGCAUUGUUAUCUUUGGGGAGAUCCUACCUCAGGCCCUGUGCUCCCGACACGGGCUGGCAGUGGGUGCCAACACCAUCGUUCUCACCAAAUUCUUUAUGCUACUCACCUUCCCCCUCAGUUUUCCCAUCAGCAAACUCCUGGACUUUUUUCUGGGCCAGGAGAUUCGUACUGUUUACAACCGGGAGAAGCUGAUGGAGAUGUUGAAGGUGACGGAGCCCUAUAAUGACCUCGUGAAAGAGGAGCUCAAUAUGAUCCAGGGUGCCCUGGAACUACGGACCAAAACCGUGGAGGAUAUCAUGACCCAGCUCCAGGACUGCUUCAUGAUCCGCAGCGAUGCCAUCCUGGACUUCAAUACUAUGUCGGAGAUUAUGGAAAGCGGCUAUACCCGAAUUCCGGUGUUUGAAGACGAGCAGUCCAAUAUUGUAGAUAUUCUCUACAUCAAAGACUUGGCCUUUGUGGACCCCGAUGACUGCACCCCUCUCAAGACUAUCACUCGCUUUUAUAACCACCCGGUGCACUUUGUCUUCCAUGACACCAAGUUGGAUGCCAUGCUGGAGGAGUUCAAGAAGGGGAAGUCCCACCUGGCCAUCGUGCAGAAGGUGAACAACGAGGGUGAGGGCGACCCCUUCUACGAGGUCCUGGGCCUGGUCACCCUGGAGGAUGUGAUCGAGGAGAUCAUCAAGUCAGAGAUCCUGGACGAGUCCGACAUGUACACUGACAACCGAAGCCGGAAGCGGGUGUCUGAGAAGAACAAGCGGGACUUCUCUGCCUUCAAGGAUGCAGAUAACGAGCUCAAAGUAAAAAUCUCCCCACAGCUCCUCCUGGCCGCUCAUCGCUUCCUGGCCACAGAGGUCCCCCAGUUUAGUCCCUCCCUGAUAUCAGAGAAGAUCCUGCUGCGGCUGCUCAAGUACCCAGACGUCAUUCAGGAACUCAAGUUUGACGAGCAUAACAAGUACUAUGCCCGCCAUUAUCUGUACACCCGAAAUAAGCCAGCCGACUACUUCAUCCUCAUCCUGCAGGGGAAGGUGGAGGUGGAGGCAGGGAAGGAGAACAUGAAGUUUGAGACGGGUGCCUUCUCCUACUAUGGGACUAUGGCCCUUACCUCGGUCCCUUCCGCUUCCCGUUCAGCUGCUGGCCCAGUAGGCAACUGUGAGGCCCUGAGGAGCAUGGCCGCGGGUCACACUGCGCGUUCAAGAGCCGCCUCCACAGUUGCUGGCUAAAUAAUAGUCUUGGUCUUUGCUUUCUCCUCUGUGAAAUGGGAACAAUACAUGUACCCACUUCAGGAGAGUACGUGAGGGAAUUGAUGUAAAAUGUUGAGUUAGAGCUCAAUUAUUAUUAUUGCUGGCUUUUUUUGCCUGAUUAUAACGAAAAUGUGGCAUUCCAACCAGAAAGUCUUUCACGAAAGGCCAAUGCCAUAUGCUGCGUCUGGCCCUGGAUGUGUCACGUUCCUGAUACCUGUCCAGGGAGUUGGUGGGAAUAAUGGGGCCGGACUCAUUCAACUUGAGGUUUGCUGGGAUUCCUGCGUGCACCCAGGCUGCAGAGGACACAGUAUGGUGCUGGUCUCAUCAGCUGUGGCCUGUGCCCCUCAGGAGCAGCAUCAGCAUCUUUGAGCGCCUCACACCCCAGUGGCCCUAAACACCCAUCACCUCAGCCUGGGGAUUCCCAUUUGUACAGCUGGUCCUUCUUCCAUCCAAACUGUUCCAAGGCAUACUCUGCUAUUUUGACCCUCUGUUUAAUAAAUAAGUAGAUGAAAAGGUAACUUAGAAGCAGUUACUCCCGGUCCCUUUCAGACCUCCCCGGUGUGAACUCAGUCUCUUUCCCCUCCUCUGUGCUUGCUCUGGUUUCAUGGAUGGCCAGGAGGUGAUACACCGGUGAUUUGAAUCCUGACAUUUUUAUCCACUGUGAGGACAGAGGCAAUUUGCCAUAAGCUUUCUGGUCAGUCUCACAGUGUUCCAUAGAGCAGGUGUGCCUUGAUUGAUUAGUUCUUGCAUAUUUAUGCAAUUUAUGGAGGUCUGUAUUAUAAAUAAUAUCAUGAUACAAACUUUUUUACGCAAAAAAGCAAAAAACUUUUCCUUUGUUUAAGGCUAUGUCCUUAGGAUAUCCUUUCAGCAAUAAAAUUACCAGGUCAAAACCUUGUAGUUUUUGUUUUAUUUAUUUUUUGGGCUGGGCACAGUGGCUUACGCCUGUAAUCCCAGCAAUUUGGAGGCCAAGGCAGGCAGAUCACGAGGUCAAGAGAUAGAGACCAUCCUGGCCAACAUGGUGAAACCCUGUCUCUACUAAAAAUACAAAAAUUAGCUAGGUGUGGUGGCAUGCGCCUGUAUCCCAGCUACUCAGAGGCUGAGGCAGAAGAAUUGCUUGAACCCGGGAGGUGGAGGUUGCAGGGAGCUGAGAUUGCGCCACUGCACUCUGGCCUGGCGACAGAGUGAGAUUCUAUCUGGAAAAAAAAAAGUAAGGUAGCUUAUUGGGAAAAUAGAAAAGUCUUGAGAAAAUUAAAAAGCAUCAUAAGUUCAUCCAUCAGAGACAAAAUGUAUUUUGGUGAAUUUUUUCUAGGACUUCUGUUUUUUGGGUUGUUUCAACAGAUACAUUCUUUCUCUGUCACCCAGGCUGGAGAUCAGUGGUAUAAUCUCUCCAAGAAAGCUGCAGCCUCAGCUUCUUGGGCUCAAGCGAUCCUCCCACCUCAGCCUCCCAAGUAGCUGGGACUACAAGCAGGUGCCACCAUGCUGGGCUAAUGUUUUUAAAAAAACUUCUUGUAGAGAUGGGGGUCUCACUGUGUUGUCCAGGAUGGUCUCAAACUCAUAGGCUCCUCCCACUUCAGCCUCUCAAAGCACUGCGAUUAUAGGGAUGAGUCACUACACCUGGCCGGACCUCUAAUCUUAAUAGAUCAUGUCACUAAUUUGUUUUUGUUUUUGUUUUUGUUUUUCUUUUUGAGAUGGAGUCUUGCUUCAACACCCAGGCCUGAGUGCCGUGGUGUUAUCUCGGCUCACUGCAACCUCUGCUUCCCGGGUUCAAGUGACUCUCCUGCCUCAGCUUCCCAAGUAGCUCGGACUACAGUCGUUCACUACCAUGCCCAGCUUUUUUUUUUUUUGAGAUGGAGUCUCACCCUGUCGCCCAGGCUGGAGUGCAGUGGUGCAAUCUUGGCUCACUGCAGCUUCUGCCUCCUAGGUUCAAGUGAUUCUCCUGCCUCAGUCUCCCAAGUAGCUGGGAUUACAGGUGCAUACCACCAUGCCUGGCUAAUUUUUUGUAUCUUUAGUAGAGAUGGGGUUUCACCAUGUUGGCCAGGCUGAUCUCGAACUCCUGACCUCAUGGUCCACCCGUCUCGGCCUCCCAAAGUGCUGGGAUUAUAGGCGUGAGCCAUCAAACCUGGCCAAAUUUUGUAUUUUUAGUAGAGAUAGGGUUUCGCCAUGUUGGCCAGACUGGUCUUGAACUCCUGACCUUGGGUGAUCCGCCCUCUUAGGUCUCUCAAAGUGCUGGGAUUAUAACUGUGAGCCACCUUACCUGGCCCAUGUCACUGAUUUGUGUUGGUUUUAAAUUCAGUUUCUUGGCCAGGCUUGGUGGCUCAUUCCUGUAAUCCUAGCACUUUGGGAGGCUGAGGCAGGAGGAUCACUUGAGCCCAGGAGUUUGAGACCAGCCUGGGUAACAUAGUUAGACCCUUUCUCUUGUAAAAAUAAAAUAAAUUCAGUCCUGUUUCUAUAAUGUUAGGAAGCAUUAAUUAAAAGCAUUCCAUUAUUCAGAUAGCUAAUAUGAAGUACUAAGUAAUACCCCUCAUAUUUCUGCUUUUUCAAAAACUUAAUCAGAGGUGUUACUCAUUAGAUACUUGCACACAAUCCUCUUAUGAUCCUCUAAAUAUUUCCUGUUCCAUGGGAAUACCACAACCUCAUCAUAGAAUAGCCAGACUAUAGUCUGCUAGCUUUAUAUAUAAAAAUCAAAGCUUUACUUAAGCACGAAGAGUAUUACUCAGUUCACUCUCAGUUAAAAAUUAUAUCUGUCAUUGAGUCACUAGAUUCAGUAUGUUUGUUCUGUUCACUUGGCAAUUUAUUAGAAUGGCUAACUUGGUAACUUAGUAGUUAACUAAGCAAAUCAGCUUAGUCUGUUUCCUGUUUGUUUAAAAGGAUCUUGCAUGCCUUCUCAAUUAACUUCUUUGUGCAUUUCAUGGUUUCCUAAGUGUUCUCAAAAACAAGUUAAUGAUAUACAGUAAUGUACAUCAUUUGAAAAAGCAGUUUCUUUUUCAAAAUAAGAUGUACAUUCCUUCCUUAUUCGAGAUUGUUACUACCAUUUCCCAGUAGGGCAGCCUGUGCUUCCUCUAGUUGCCAGAAGAGGUGUGUACCACCUCCACCCAACUCUGCCUCAUGAGAGGGGAGAAGCGCCUGCUACCCCCUGCCAGGCCAGGCUGGCUGGGAUGCAGGUGGCAGUGAGUAGGACUGUGUUUCAUGCUGAGUAGAUUAAGUGCAGAACAUACUUUUGACUCCAUAAAAGCAUUGUCUUUUUUUUGGAAACAAUGUAGUGGUCCAAUCUUGGCUCAUUACAACCUAGCCUCCCAGGCUCAGGUGAUGCUCCCACCUCAGCCACCCAAGGAGCUGGGGCCACAGGCAAGAGCCACCAUGCCUGGCUAAUUUUUGUAUUUUUUGUAGAGAUGGGGUUUUGCUGUAUUGCCCCCAGUCUGGUCUUGAACUCUGGCUCAAGCAGUCUGCCUCCCAAAAGUGCUAGGAUUACAGGUGUGAGCCACUUUGCCCAGCCCCCCAUAAGAGCAUUUUAAGAUGUGACAGGGCAUCUUAUGUGACGGGUUGUGUAUUCACAAUGUGAGAGUGCAAACUAUACAUUCUUCAUUUCAAUACAUAUUUUUUAUGUGAAGUAUGCAGUUUAUGUCAUUUGACACAACCUGGUAUUGAGACAAGGAUGGCAGUUUGCUUGGGUAUUUUUUUUUUUUUUUUUUUGAGAUGGAGUCUCACUCUGUCACCCAUCCUGGAGUGCAGUGGGGCAAGCUUGGCUCACUGCAACCUCCACCUCCCAGGUUCAAGUGAUUCUCCUGCCUUAACCUCCCAAGUAGCUGGGAUUCCAGGUGUUUCCUACCAUGCCCAGCUAAUUUCUGUAUUUUUAGUAGAGACAGGGUUUCACCAUGUUGGCCAGCCUGGUCUCAAACUUUUGACCUCAAGUGAUCUUCCUGCCUUAGCCUCCCAAAGUGCUAGGAUUACAAAUGUGAGACACCGCUCCUGGCCUAAGGAUGGCAGUUUGUCUGUCCUGCUAAGAUGAUUAUUGUGUUGCUCUUGACUGAUUGGUUGUUGUGGGAAAUUAGAGAUUUUGUAGCCAUAAACUUUGUGUCUGUGGUUUUUCUUUUCUGUUUGGUUGAUGUGUUUUUGUAGACUUUUUACUACUUGCACAACAGUUCUAAACAGACUAAUUCAUUGCUUUAAUCAGGUCACGCCUUCUGCAGUCAGCCCUUCUACAUGCUUCUGUUUGUCCCUAAGAAUGAUUUCCUGUUCCUGGGUGGGGUGACCUUGGGCUUCCACUGGGUGAGGUCAGACAAGAGGGUGAGAGUAGGCACCAGGGUGGCCUUUGGCAUGAC
Callithrix jacchus (white-tufted-ear marmoset) is the source of this 6476-nucleotide messenger RNA. It is a transcript of the gene CNNM4, whose product is annotated as cyclin and CBS domain divalent metal cation transport mediator 4. Gene Ontology annotation, biological process: magnesium ion transport; magnesium ion homeostasis. Gene Ontology annotation, molecular function: sodium ion transmembrane transporter activity; magnesium ion transmembrane transporter activity. NCBI's taxonomy places the organism in Eukaryota, Metazoa, Chordata, Mammalia, Primates, Cebidae. Gene Ontology annotation, cellular component: plasma membrane. The record is from RefSeq and is a predicted model, not a curated record.